UAGUCCUCAGGUGAGAGGGCCUAAAAAGAAAGCAAACACAUUACUACCGGCAAGUCAAGUUCGCAAACAAAAAGCCAAGAUUGCUAUUCUAUUCUUAAACUGCUAUCCCAAAAAAACACCUGUACCGGCGACGUCACUUUAGAAUAAGAAUUGGGCAUGUGCCUAAACACAAGUUCACCACUUAUCCGAGUCAAGGUGGAGUUAAUUCAACGCUAUUCUGGUAGACAAUGUAUGUGGCUGGUUGAAGGUCGCCAUCUAAUCUUGGGGAUACUAUAAAAACGCGGAUUUCUCAGCAGAAGGCAUAUCAGUUUACAAUUGAAGCAUCCAACAUGAAGUUGUCUCUCGUUCUCUUCGUCCUCUCGGUGGUGUUGUACGUGGCUCAGGUGAGGGCUGCAGACAACUCAACCACCACAACAACCACCACCACGGAGGCCACCACAACAACCACAGAGGCGUCCUCUUCCUCGACUUCGGAUGAGAACAGAAAGAAAGUUUAUCUCAGCAAUCUGAAGUACAGCAUCAAGAGGAAAAUCAGGGUGGGCACGACCGCCAGUUCCUCGAGCAAAUCCAAGUCCAAGUCGAAGAGCUCCCGUGCCAAUGCUCGCAAGGGUCGCCAAAAUGCCAACAAACGCAACAGGAAGUCCUCCAACAACCGAAAACUCAACAAGAAGAACCGCAAUGCUCGCGUGGUUCGUCGUUAGCCUGAGACAAGUU
This is a messenger RNA of Drosophila biarmipes, 714 nucleotides long. Its product is annotated as protein new-glue 1. The transcript has a single exon. The coding region runs from base 330 to 701 and encodes 123 amino acids. Lineage: Eukaryota; Metazoa; Arthropoda; Insecta; Diptera; Drosophilidae. The record is from RefSeq and is a predicted model, not a curated record.